Molecule: messenger RNA, 4169 nt
Organism: Pocillopora damicornis (cauliflower coral)
Lineage: Eukaryota; Metazoa; Cnidaria; Anthozoa; Scleractinia; Pocilloporidae
Source: RefSeq, a predicted model, not a curated record
UUCGAGGCAAAAUACUGGGCCGACGAGAAAUAUUCUAUCCACGUACGUAGUGAUAAUUCAGAGGAACCAUAAGGAAAUGGCACUGCAAAGAAAUGGAAAUAAAUAUGAACUUUUUAAGCAUUGAAAGGUUUUGCAAGGUUGCCAAAGUGAAGGCCCUCCAUGAUGUGGAGAUAUCAAGCGACUGACGGAUCACUCGCUCACCUUUCAUUUGUUCAACCAGAAAAAGUAAAUCUAAAAGCUCAAAUGAUGUUUCUGCCUAUCAUAGCAAAUUGGAAAUGUUAUCUUGGAUGGAAAUGUUUAUAUGCUCGUCUGCCGAUAAUCAUGGUUAGAGAGCAGUUUGCCAGCAAGAGGGCUUAUAGUGAAAGAAAAAAAAACUGGAACAAAAGACCGGUUUAACAAGAGAGGAAUUCAGUUUUAACCCGAAGUCUUAUUCCAUUCAGUUCAAUAAUGUAUUCCACUUCAAUGGAUCAUAUUCAAAGAUGCCCACAACCCACAAUGGCAUAUCACAAUGGCAUAUCAAUGGCUACCAAACUGAGAGUAGAACAUAACCUUUACCUGUCCCUUUGUCCACACCACUUUUGGUUUGUUUAUGUUCAAGAUGAAGGGGAGUUGCUCUGGGUACAAAGCUGUAGGAAACAUGAAAUACCACCACAAAGACAUAUUUCGUUAUUUCAUCCCUUUAUAUUGUUUUAUUUGAACCAGUAGCUCGAGAGACAAUUUACUAAACAGGACAGGCUAGAAACGCCAAUCUCGACAUGACUUGAAAAUCCGUAACGAUACGUUAUGUUACGUUACGUUUCGUUACAAAACCUCCCACGCACAGAAAAUUACACGAAUAUUUCCCGCGCGUAGACAGCGUGGCCAGCUCGCGACAUUGGCAUUGGGCAUGAAAUAAGCUUAUUUACUUUUAGAGCAAAGAUGGGCAAAAUAUGCAUUAUCAUCAAAUAUGUUAUUGAUUCUUAUCCCUUUGUACGUGCACCUUCAGAUCACGUUAUAACCGAACCACCAGUCAAUGGAAAGUCCAGUGAUGUCAGAAUUUUUUUGUAAAUUACAAUCCAUUUUGGAGAUCAAAAAAUUUUAGUCCUCUUUUCAUGUCAGACAUGUUGUUGUCUACUGAUGGUGAAGCCUCGACGUAUCAAAUGCAUUAACUUACGGCAACAUCAAGCCAAGGUCAUCUGUAUGGUGAUGUUUAUCGAGUAAAUAUGUUUAAAAUAAUUUAUUUCUAUCGUGUGGGGUAGGAUGGCGGCUAACAGACAAUCUGCCUGGAGCAAACGUUAAAAAUAAAGCAAAGUCAACAACAUUAAAAACAUUACAUGGUAUCGUUAGAUCAAAAUAAUACAAUUUUUCUAAUAAAACUAUUUUCUGAGGAAAAUUAUUCAUGCCUUUUUACCAAAACCAAAUGCGUGCGUGUUUGAAAUUUAAUUAGAACCAUGGUUUGUCUUGACUUUGCAGUUCUACUUAUUAUUACUGUACCGAUGGAAGGAAAAACAGUCAUUAAUAUUUGAUUUGAAACACACUGUAAUGGGCAUGCGCAGUUAGACUGCAUCGUCAUUCCGCAUCAUUUAGUGUGAACGUGAGGAGAAUUUUUUAACUUACAUUAUUUUCUCGCUUGAAUUUCGCAAUUUUUGUUUAUUUUUUUUUUUUUUUAUAAAAAACCGUUUUAAGAACUGUACGGUACUCAAUCCCAAUGGAUAGUCCCAAAUCACUUAUUCAUUUCAUUUUAGUUUUCAGCCCUAUUCAAAUCCUAUUUUGUUAACUUGUUCCAAUAACUGCGCAUAAAUGAAAUUUUCCACAACGCCGGAUCACGAACACGGCACUAUACCAGGCUAAGAAAAAUAUCAUUGAGCCCUCCGUUGAUUAUUUGUAUUCUUUAGGAGAUUAAAAUACACCACAACACAAGUUGUGAAUCCUUGAAGCAAACAUUAACACGAGAUACAAUACCGAUAUUGAAUAUUACUUGUUCUACAGGACUGGAACACGUGAGUGAUGUAAACUUUAGCCCGAAUCUUAAGUGAGAUAAGAGCUGGACCUGACUCUGUAACCGAGGAAUUCGUCAUUGUAUUACAACAAGAGUACAAGCUUGUAAUUUGACACAAACCUGCGCAAUUGCUUCUAUUGAUCCCCAAAAAAGUGUAUCGUGUUGCAGGAAUUAUCCCAAAUCGCUUCAAAACGGAAAAGUGAAAAGUGUGAGGAGAAACGUGAGGUUGAAAUGGUUUUCGUCGCGACUUAAAGAACUAGAGAUGGACAUGAUGACAAAGAGAGUCCAGUGUGACCAUGACGUUCAAACAACGUUUGUUUAUCUCUUCUCCUUAUAAGGGACUUUCUCGCUACAACUGUUUAUAGUAUUUACUAUGCAAAUAAGAUUUAAGUCGUUCAGGAAAAGACUUUGUCUAAAUUAUGAAGUUUAUUUCGACAUAUCAGUUUACAUGUACAUCGAAUGUGAAGCAAUAUCCUCACUUUCAUUUUAAUCCGGUGAAAUAUUGGAAGAAUAUCAAGAAUGAAAAGGUCUGAGGGAAAAAAGCCAAAAAGGGACAUGUAAUUGCGGCUCAUCAAGUUGUGGUUGGAGUCUUGUAUGAUCGCUUGCUGUUCAUAACAAUAUACAACGAUUUAGACCAUCUACAAUGUUUUGUAGUUGUUUUGAGGAUUUUACUGCAUGAUGGAUCCUAGAAAAUUUUUAAAACGUCUCGCAACAGAGCUCGGAUUAAUGAAAAAUAACUCAAACGCACAGAAAAAGGCUGAAAAAGUUUCCGAACCUGCCGAUUUUGAACAUCGUGUUCAUGUGGCUUUGGAUGAGGAUUCGGGGCGAUACGUUGGUUUACCAAUGCAAUGGAAACAAAUAGUCGGAAGGAAAUCAGACGAUUUUGCCGGUUCUGGAGAUUCACAUCCAGUGUCGAGAAGAUCUCUCACGCAGAGAAACACCAAUAUACUGGAUGACAACGCGCUUGGUCACACUUUGUCACAAAGAAACACGGGGAAUUUCGCAAUUUUUGCCGCUUCUUUAGAAACGCCGGGAUCAAGAGCAAGUGUUGCGGAUAACCAAGAUUUAAUAAUAGAGAGACUAAAACGAGAGUUGAGAGAUUACAAAGCAAGAAAUCCGCAUGGAUUCCAAGAAUUGAGGGAGGAUGGACUUCUUUCAGGUGAACGUAUUAAUUAUUCCUUACAAAAUCUCGGUGAUACAACGGUGACUCAGUUUUCGCUUUUAAAGAAAACAAACUCAAAUAAUACAUUUCGAAGAAAUACCAAACGGUUUGACGCCUUAGCCGAAGAGGAUUACGAUUUCCCCGAAAACAAGCGUAAUUCAAGGAGUUAUAAUAAUACGCUGUCAUCAACUGCAGUAUCUGGGUACAGCCGAGAUGGUUCAUCUUCGACAAAAAGACACGCAAUCGAAUCAGCGAAUUUUCAACGGGUCCUGAAAAGAUCGGAAAGCGAGGUGUGAAACGAAAAAUUGGUCAUGUUGCUUUAAAUUUUGUUGACUUGAAAAGAUUUGACUGGAGGUAAUUAUUGCUGUAAAUUUUGGCUAGAGAACCCCAAAAUAUAUUCCGUUAUAACAUUGCUUAAUUUGUUCACAUGGCAAAAAAGGUUCCAUUAAAUUAGUCCUGAAAGAAAAAAAGCUUUGUUAUCUGAGAGAAUAAGGUCACUCAAAGAUAAAAAAAGAAAGUAACAGCGAUGCUUAACUGUCCACCAAUAUCUUUUUUUGUGAAUAUUAUAGCCAAGAGAAAUACUAGACAUAUGCAAAUAUAUUAAGAAUAGAGCAGUAGACUUUGUCUGUCUUCCUGAGGCAAACAUUAUUUUAAACAAUGAAAAUUCAAUCAAUCAGUUUUGACUGAUGUGAGGCAAACUUCUUUCUUGAAAGGCGGCUUAGCUUUAAACGACUUGUAAACAUACUUCUUGUACACUGCAAAUGUUGCUUUUAUGGUGUCGCUUUUAAGCGAUAUUGUUUUACUUAAACUUAUGUUCACUUAGUAGUAUGUUUUAAGAGAAAAACACAAUUUUAUGUUAAUGUUUACGUUUAAAAUAUAAAAAUUAAAAUAUAUUCUAAAGAAAACUUAGAAGUGAAAAUAUUGUUUUCGAAUCAUAUUAUGAAAAUGCAAAUCCAUUCUUAACCAAGCCCUGAUGCAUUCUACGAUUCAAAAUAAACGGUCGAUAAGCGCUCGAAGGCGUCUUUAUGA